Molecule: messenger RNA, 1217 nt
Organism: Apodemus sylvaticus (European woodmouse)
Lineage: Eukaryota; Metazoa; Chordata; Mammalia; Rodentia; Muridae
Gene: Pebp1
Product: phosphatidylethanolamine binding protein 1
Exons: 4
Coding region: 61-624 (187 amino acids)
Biological process (GO): negative regulation of MAPK cascade
Source: RefSeq, a predicted model, not a curated record
CGCCCUACGUUAACAGCACUCGGGACUCGGCGGGCGCGUGUCUUCCAUCUCCUCGUCGCCAUGGCCGCCGACAUCAGCCAGUGGGCCGGGCCGUUGUGCCUGCAAGAGGUGGACGAGCCGCCCCAGCACGCCCUGCGGGUCGACUAUGCCGGGGUGACGGUGGACGAGCUGGGCAAAGUGCUAACGCCCACCCAGGUUAUGAAUAGGCCCAGCAGCAUUUCAUGGGAUGGCCUUGAUCCUGGGAAACUCUACACCCUGGUGCUCACAGACCCAGAUGCUCCGAGCAGGAAGGACCCCAAAUUCAGGCCAUGGCACCACUUCCUGGUGGUCAACAUGAAGGGCAAUGACAUUAGCAGUGGCACUGUCCUCUCGGAUUAUGUGGGCUCCGGGCCUCCCAGUGGCACAGGUCUGCACCGCUAUGUCUGGCUGGUGUACGAGCAGGAACAGGCGCUGAGCUGCGACGAGCCCAUUCUCAGCAACAGGUCUGGAGACAACCGCGCCAAGUUCAAGGUGGAGACCUUCCGCAAGAAGUACAACCUGGGGGCCCCGGUGGCCGGCACGUGCUACCAGGCCGAGUGGGACGACUAUGUGCCCAAGCUGUACGAGCAGCUGGAGGGGAAGUAGGGGUGCCGGGCCCGCAGCGGGGCCUCCCACAGUAGUUAGGUUGUGUAAAGCAUGCAUCUCUCCCUUCCUUCCCUCCAACAGGGAGUUCUCAGCUGUGCUAGGAUAGAGGUUUAGGGCGUCUUCCCACUCGCUGCCUGUCGUCUCGACUCCAGUCACAUUCCAGUUUAUGAUUGGGUUUGGGUUCCAUCUGGGGAGGUGUCUGGUGUUCUGGUGGAGUCAUUCUAUCGUUGAUUUAAAAAGAGUAACUGUGAAAAAGAAAACAUUCUGCCAGAUCAGGUCCACAGAGGAGAGCCAGGGCUGGUGUUGUCUGUAAGCGGGUGAACAGGAAACUUUCCAGAACCAGGCACAGUGGCAUCUUUAGGGGUGGGCUGGGCUUUUAGUGUUCUGUCCCCUAACUGAAACAACCCUAGACUCCCAUCUCAGCUGAGCCCUGUCAGGUCAGGUGGCUGCGUAGGUAUCCAUGUCCCUCUAAAGAACAGUGCUGCUGCGGAGAGACCCUGUUGAGCCCCUUGCUUCUCGGUGGGGUGAGCAAGUCGCUGGAGUUGCCGAGUGUUAGUCCUCAUCACAUACAAAUAAAAGGCAUUGCAUCCAGA